UGAAAGUAAAAGCGAGUCUCUGUGCAGGCAGGCAGCGCUUGGUGGGCUGGGCUUGGAGUGGCUUCUGUCUUCCCUGGCUGCUGGAGAUGGACGCAGUCAGCAGUGUGUACAGGCUGUCUCUGAUCCUCAGUAUCUGCUCCCUUCCUGUGAUGAGCCACGGCAGUUUGUUGCAGCUUGGCACGCUGGUGGAGUGCUGGUUUGUGGAGGAAAUCGGUGCAAAGAGCAGCUUCCCCAACUCCAUUGCCCAGGAUCCAGCUCUCCUGCUCCUUCGCCAAGUCCCCUACCAAAAUGGGGAGGAGCAAGAACUACCCUUGGAUUUGGGCCUGGCCUCGGAGCUGAAGCCUGGCAUGUUCUUCGAUGUGAGAGAUUAUUCAAGAAUUACCGCUCACCCCGGUUUCAAACAGCCUCAAAAUCCAAGUAAAAAGCCGCACUGUGAGAUUAAUAAGUACUCCCCGCAAGAGUCCAGUGUGAUCUGGGCCACUCACCUGACUGAGGACGAGAGGACACCUGCCUACCACUCCAGCACCUGGUUUUGCAGCCACCUUCAGACUUUUGAUCAUUCAUUCAAUGUGGCCAGUGUCCAUCGGGUCACCUCGGGCCCCAGAGGAGCAGACGACACCUCCCCACACCAGACAUCAGUUGUCCUGAAUGUGUUCACCCGCACACCAUCUCUGAAGACGGAACUGAAACGGGAUGUCCUCCUUGAUUGUGGCUUUGCCAUGGACAGGAAGACUGGCUUUGCGGUGGAGUGGCGCUACCAGUUUAAGGGCAGCGGGCACCUGGUGUACGCGUACAAUGGGGCCAAAGACCGGGUGGACAUGGCUGACGAGGGGACUGAAAUGUUCUUCUACGAGCUCCACAGUCACGGAAACGCCUCACUCCUGAUUCGCAAUGUUGACAUGAGGCACGAAGGAAGCUACAUCUGUACCAUUUAUAUGCCCAACCUACACGCUCAGCAGUCCAUUGACCUGCAUGUCACAGAGCCUCCAAAACUUGCACUGAACCCGGAUCCUUUGUACCUGGCUCCUGACCAGGCCCACCACGUGCUGUGUGAGAUCAGCUCCUACUACCCCCUGGAUGUGAGUGUAAGCUGGAUGAAGAGACCUGUUGGUAAUAGCACUGCCGAGCACAUCACCCAGAGCUGGAUGAGUGGCCACCGCGAGAACCCGGAUGGUACAUUCAACGUGACGAGUUACAUCAGCAUCAAGCCCACCUCAGGCGACCAUGACACUGUCUACACCUGCUACGUUGACCAUGUGUCUGUUGGGUCUGCAGUCCGGAAGAGCAUAACCCUGAAGGUAGCAGGAGCUGCUGGUCCUUCCAUUGAUGAUGUGAUUGGGUUGUUCAUUUGUGCUUUCAUUCUAUGUACCACAUUGAAAUUUUUCUACUGGAUAUUUACUGUGAAAGUUUAUCCUCUCGUGCUUAAUUUGACAGAAGAAGGCAAGGAGAAAAUAAACUAAAUGGAUGGAAUGCUGUCAGUGAAGAGCUCAUUGGUGGUUCAGCUGAAGCAGUGACCUGGCUACUGAUUUGCUCUCAUUGUUGGUCCUGAUAAUUUUUGUACCACGCCAAUUUUCCAUGUUCUCCCUGUUAUAUUUUUCCCACAUGCUUUUGUACAACUUGCUUUGAUAGAAUGGUUACAUGGGGCACAAUUUUAAAAAGCAGGUGAGCUGUUCAAAAGUCUCAUUGACUUUUGCAGGGCUGUAAAAUGUAAAAUUCUGCCCGUGGUUUCUGAAUGGAUCUUGUAAAUAUUUCCGUGAAGUUAGCAUUGAAGACUCAAAAUCAGCCUGAUUCAAAUCAUUCGGGCUCUCAGCACGCUACUGUUUUUGGGUAUUUUAUUGAAAAUUAAAAAAUGUUGAGAAGAAUAAUCCCUCAAUUUCUGUUUUUGUGACACUGUAUUCACAAUUGUAAGAUUUUGUCUCAUCAUUCUUUCAAGUACAAUCGAGAUUGUUUUAAGAACGCUGUACUACCAAUAAUCCUAUUGUUGGGAUGCUCAGAGCCAUGAUAUGAUGUGACAUAAAUAUUAGCUUUCCAGAUAGAAACUCUAGAAGCUACUUUCGUUUAGGAUCGCUGCAAUUAGUUUCUCAGCCUUAGAUUCAAAUCUCUCCAUUGUUUCACCUCUAGCUCUGUGACCAACUCCCUACGGCCCUCUGAGGUCUCUGCAUUCUCCCAAUUCCAGCCUCUUAUUCACCCUGGAUUUUAAUCGCUCCGCCAUUGGUGGCCGUGCUUUCAACUUGCCUGGGUCCUCAGCCCUGUAAUUCACUCCCUAAACCUCUCCACCUUUUUCUCUCCUCCUCCUACUACCUAUUUGGCUAAUCUUCUGAUGACAUGUGCUAGUGUCUCCUUCUUUGCCUUGAUGAGGCUUUAUGCGAAAUCACAUCUGUAUCCCUACAAUCAGAAUGGUGGCAUUGAGAUUGUGUGGAACGUGGUGGGAGGCACAAGGUGAAAAUGUUGAUUGUGGGAAUGGGAACGAUAACUGAAGCGGUGAGCUACAGGGAAGUCAGACAGACCAGUUGGAGAUGUUCAUCCCAGUGCAUGGUUUUAUUUAUGACAUUUCCAAUACUUGAGACAUCACAGGGCCAGCACCAUUGAGGAGCCCAGCAUGGAUUCAGAGGCAGCAUUGCUGCUCAUGUCUGCACUUCCUGUAAGAAUAAUGUGGUGUUGCUUGUCAAUCAUUAAUCUGCAGCCCUUUCUAUCAGUGACUUGCUAUGCUGUUACUAUCACUCUAAGUGAAAUCAAUGUGGGGCAUAAUUUUAAUCUAAUUCAGACCUGGGGAGCUGGUUGCAAGCCUUCAUUUACACACAGGUCCCCUGGUGCUUUCUAUUGUUCCCAAUGUUUCCCCAUGGAGGGGGCAGCAAUAGAUGAAAAUUGCCCCCAUUAUCCUCUCUCUCUGCAGGUCUGUCCCCAGCUGGCUGAGAUGAACAUUGAAAACAGCCACCUCAGAUGUUAAUCAGCUGCUUCAGUCCCUUUCUCCCAGUGAUUUUCCACCUUAUUGUCUUCCAUUUUGGAGCCAUUUUCAAUUCUCUUCUCUCUUUCCACAACCUGGCUCAGAUGGCAUUACAUAUGUUUCACCAAUUUGUCACUUCAGUCACAUGUUCUUUUACGAAAGUUUCCUUUGUGAUAGUAUUUUGCUGACAUGUUCCCCUUCAUCUCUCCAUCCUAUUCAAACGUUUCAUUACAUUGGAGUUUCGAGUGCUGAUGAACAAUCCGCACUGGCUCCAUUAACUUGUCCUGUUACAGAUGUUGACAUCAUUUUCUUUGCAAUUAACUUUUUCUGUUUAUUUCUGCUGGGUUUGUUUUUUUUUUAAAUUGCCUGUAUCGAAAUUUCAAUCUGAGUAAACCAGACAACAGAAUUUUUUUUUUAAAUAAAAUUUAAUUUUCUCUCCACCUA
Molecule: messenger RNA, 3388 nt
Organism: Carcharodon carcharias (great white shark)
Lineage: Eukaryota; Metazoa; Chordata; Chondrichthyes; Lamniformes; Lamnidae
Product: tapasin-like
Exons: 9
Coding region: 87-1460 (457 amino acids)
Biological process (GO): antigen processing and presentation of endogenous peptide antigen via MHC class I
Cellular component (GO): membrane
Source: RefSeq, a predicted model, not a curated record